AAAAAUGGCAAAGGCCUUCAUGAAGGCAGAUGGUUUGCUUGUACCAUUUUAAGUCUCGAAGAGGAUGGCUACAAAGUUACCUUUGAAAACUGGAGCAGUAGGCAUGAUACCGUUCUGCAGGCCGACUGUAUUCGCGCCCGCUCUUCAUCGAUGGCUCAUGGUCGUAAGAGAAAGCGUCUGCCGCUAGUUGUGAACUUUAGCAAGUUGUUUCCAGAAGAUGAAUUGUACGUACAAGUGGACGGUACCAGAAAGCUGGCCAUCGUGAAGAUUAUUGACCCGUUCCUGGAACUGCUGACAGUGGUGAUCGACGGCGAAGAGAAAACAAUCUCAUUCCAAAGUGUCGUUCAGCCUGACGUGUUUGCGACUCCUGUUCUCGCAAAGAAAAAGAAGCAAGUUCCAUUUAGUAAGCAGCCAGCUUCUCCAGCCACACCCGCGCUACCAUCUGCUUGCAUCGCAUUGGACUCCACCGUGCCGCAACAGUUCGUCUCUGUUAUGCGCCUUGAUGGUUUAGAGAUAAGUUGCGGUGACCUGGUGACUUUUUCUGCAACCAGCACAGACCUAGCUUUCCUUGUAGUCGAGAUCUACCAACAUGCCUGCCAGCAGAACCCGCAUGAAAUGUUGAAAGCCCAGAAGUGCGAGAUUUCUGAGAACGCCGUCGUCAAG
Porites evermanni is the source of this 663-nucleotide messenger RNA. The record is from the annotation of a GenBank genome assembly. NCBI's taxonomy places the organism in Eukaryota, Metazoa, Cnidaria, Anthozoa, Scleractinia, Poritidae.